Molecule: messenger RNA, 1997 nt
Organism: Pseudo-nitzschia multistriata
Lineage: Eukaryota; Bacillariophyta; Bacillariophyceae; Bacillariales; Bacillariaceae
Source: the annotation of a GenBank genome assembly
CUAGAGCUACACCUAGAGCUACAGCUACGGUAGUAAAAAUACCACAGUACGUUACUACUUCGUUAUAUUGGAAACUAAGGAUCAACAUUUCACAGGUCAACAAGUAUGAACCGUAAGGAAGGAGAAUUUCUAAACCAGAUGUUGUCCUCUCACUGUUUGACACAUCGUAUUUGUAACCCAAGCGAAGGUGUUGCUCUACUGUAACUGUUGGUAUUACUACGACUAUAGAAACAGUAGGAGGAGGAGUAUCGCAUCUGCCUUCCACGAAGGAGAAACAGUAGGAGGAGGAGUAUCGCAUCUGCCUUCGACGAAGGAGAGAUGUUUUUCUUUGUUUGAGGAGAUGGUGCAGCACCAGUCCGUACUAGUACACCAACCGUGCCGUGCCAGCUCGAGUCGCGGACCAGCGCUCCACCCAAGAAGUAAGGCAGUGCGAUCUGUGUGAUCAGUUGCCUCGACGGAAACUGGUUUGUACCGUCCGGCCCGGCCCGGACCGGACAGCCAUGGAAAGACUUGUUCCUUGGAACUCCGUGUUGCGCGUCGCCACGCCUCGGCCCAAACGAUCUCGCCCGAUGGCCCACCCACGUGCGUCCUUCCGUCUUGCUGGCUCCUUCUCGUGACGGCGGUGGGCACUAUGGCACUACCUGUUUCCUUCCUUGCUGCGCUUGCCGAACUAGUGCUUUGGAAGGAAUUGCUGAAGUUCUUGCUCGCGUUCUUCCGAGUCGGUACUCGCACUCUUGCUACCAGCAGCAACAACCAUACUGUUUUGGGUCGUGCUGGUGGUGUUUCUACCGGUAGUUCUCCGUGCCAACCCAAAGUACAAGGCAACCGCAACCAGCCCGAGGCUGAGAGCAAUUUCAAGGGGGUUCGACCAAACGUUUGGGGGCGCCGGGAGGUUUCCUGUGUUCGUGGUGGUUUCCUCGUCAACCGCACUUGCCGUUCUCGCCCCCAGGAAAGAGUUUCCCGGUUCGCAGCAUCCCUUGUAUCCAAAGAGACCGUACACAAAUGCUUCCUUUCCAUCUUGCACCAAAUGCUCGGUGCUGUUGUCGAAAUACAUCGCGCAGGGACUGUGGUGCUUGGAACGGGGAUCGUGCAACGCAUCGUUCUUGUCUUUGCUGUUGGUGUAGAGUCUCCUGCUGUUGUGCCGCUCGUUUUCCGCUUUCUGGAAUUCUUGUUCCUGUCGCACGAGAUUCGAAACCGUCGGAAGGCUCCAGUCCACCAGUCCACCCUUUGUCUCAUAGGCACGGAGGCAAUUCAAAAGCGUUUCCCGAAAGUUCUCGACCACGACCCAGCAGUCAACACUUUGUAGGACGCCCUCGGAAGGGUUUUUCCAUUUGUUUAAGCUAGUAGCGUAGCUCGCCCAGAUACGAUCUCCGACAAGACCGGUCACAAGGUCGUGACUCAUCCAAUUCCGGAAGCGUUCCACGUCCUCCGAGGUGUUGAAAUAGGGUGGAUUCUGUCCGUAAUAAAGGUUGGCGGGUUCUUUUGUAAUAAAUCUUUGCAUAAAAUAUCCUUCCCCUUGGCUGCCGUACGACCACAGCGACAGAUAUUGCGAGCAGGGUUCUCGGAUCGAUCCGAUGACAAAGCUAGAACGUCCGAUGCUUUCGUCAUUUUGCAUUAGAUACAAGGGCGUCCUGGAAAAUUCAUCGACGUUGACAAACAAAGCGUCCGAUUUGCGAGCAUCCACGGUAUCGGCUUCCCGACAGCACAAGUUCUUUCUGCGCGCAUCCCCUCUGGCAUUGAAAGGUUUGCAUUUACAAAUGAUCUUGAUUGGUUUGAGUUCAUUCAGCACGUCCUUGAUGGAUCCGCCGCCGGCCUUUGGGUUGUGGUUAAAGAUCAGCAGCGGGGGGAGGCGAGAAUCAGAAGAAGAGGACGAAGUCGAACGAGACAAGUCAACCCUCGUGGUCUCCUCCAUGUUAGACAUUUAAGUCGUUCUUGGUAAUGCUUUUUAGUGGGACUAUAAAAGACGAUGUUCAGUCCAAUCAAACUAAUAGCGAAUA